AUGCCAGGACCUGAUGUAAGAGCGGAUAACAAUGUACUUGGCGAGAUGUCUACGGAACCCACGACAACUGUGCAUAGCGGCGUGGAAGCUAAAACUGACAGAAAGCUAACUGUAUUGGAAACUCAUGGAUAUGUAUUAGGCCGAACAAUAGGUUCUGGUUCUUACGCUACCGUUAAGGUAGCUUCAAGCGACAGACACAACUGUCAAGUGGCAAUAAAAAUAAUAAGCAAGUUUCAAGCGCCCGGCGACUACCUGAAAAAGUUCUUACCGAGAGAAAUAGAAGUUGUGAAAGGUUUAAAGCAUGAAAAUUUAAUACGUUUCCUACAAGCAAUCGAAACAACGCACAGAGUUUACAUCGUGAUGGAGUACGCUGAGAACGGUAGUCUGCUGGACAUUAUACGGAAGGAUCAGCACAUUGACGAAACGCGCGGCCGACGAUGGUUCCGACAACUUGUGGAAGCAGUCGAUUACUGUCACGACAGAGGAGUUGUUCACCGAGGUCAUAUGAAACCAAAGAACGGCGUGUAUUCCUUAAGCGAGACCUUCUGUGGGAGUUAUGCCUACGCCUCGCCGGAGAUUCUAAAAGGGGUACCGUACAGACCCCAGGACUCUGAUAUCUGGAGCAUGGGUGUCGUUCUCUACGCCAUUGUGUACGGUCGCCUGCCUUUUGAUGACACCAACUAUACCCAACUCCUUAAGGUACAGAACAAGGUGUCGUUCCCGCGCGAGCCGAAAGUGUCAGCCGAGUGCCGCAAGCUCAUCACUAAGAUCCUGUCACCGCUUAAGAUGCGCGUCAAGAUACCGCAGAUACUGGCUGAUCCCUGGCUCAAUCCAAACCAGUCGGCCAAAGAAGAUAACGAACCACCGCAGGAACAUGCACAUUCCAGUAAGGACGAAAUAAAGAGUGUGAAUAUCGGCACCGUUACAUACGACAGACAUUUGGAGGAAGUAAAA
Iphiclides podalirius (scarce swallowtail) is the source of this 954-nucleotide messenger RNA. The record is from the annotation of a GenBank genome assembly. Lineage: Eukaryota; Metazoa; Arthropoda; Insecta; Lepidoptera; Papilionidae.